CUCGUCAGAAGACACCCGAUGAAGAGCAUCGUUCAGGUCUGUGUUAAACACCUGUGUCUCCUCUUGGACCGGAGCAUGUCCUUACUUUACUUUACUUACUAACUUAUUUACUUAUUCACUUACAAUAACGUCAAAAGAAAGACACAUGCAGAUGUUAAUUUUCCCUUUAUAUACUGUAGAGCAUAUUUUAGAUGUCCCUAGAAGAAGAUCUCAGAGAUCAUACUGCUUUGCUGUAUCAGGAAGUGUUAAGAGACUUUUUGAAUGACAACUUGUUUUUGUCAUGGAUGUUAUAUUUUGGUGUUACAUGAGAUUACUUUAGAUCUCUAUACUGAACAAGCUGUUUGCUUCCUAAUCAGAAAGGUUCGGCUCAACAAUAUUUAAAGUUUGCUAAAGUGCACACAUAACAGUAAGAGUAACAGUAACAGUAACAGUAAUAUAUCAAUAAUUUAAAUACCUGAAUUAUAAAAGAUCAAAUGAAUGGAGGACACCCAGUUUAUAAUCUGUUCCUGGAGGUGUUAGGACCCUAAACAGCUGCUAACUUUGUUCUGCUUAUGCCUUAAGCCAGCUAUGCAAAUAUUCUCAGGUGAUAUUUCUUUGUGAAAAUGGGAACAUACGCCGUGAUGAUAGAUUGUCUCUGGCACCAUUUAUCCCAGAAGGAAUUUCUGAACUUUUACCACUCACAACUCCUACUCCUCUUACAAACUUAAAUAGUUGUUAUGCAUUUGUAUAAUACAUUCCCCUUAAGUUAUUUAAAAUCCCAAGUUUAAAUUCUAGAUGUUCUAUAAUAAAUAAUGAGAUGCUCCCAGUUGGGACUGAAUGCUACCAUUUACAGAAAACCCUUUUCACUCUUUUCAAAGUGUUGAAAUGGCAUCUAAACAUCCUCAGCAAUUUUUUAAAUAAAUAGAUGCCAGUCUGAAAAAUUAGGCUACCUUUCACCAGCACUGGAGGAACCCAAGUAAAUCUCUGUGCAUAAGCCUUUUAAUCAUCUAUUCAACCCAGUGUACUGUAUGUUGACAGCCACUAUUGGAGAUAAUUCCUCCCAAAAGCUUUCAUUCACUCUCCAUCUGCAUGAACAUUCGUUUUCAAAAGAACUUAAUUGUGCAAGCACAGUCAGCCUUAACCAACAGUUCAGAUCAUUUCUUUAAUUCAAGGACACAGUUUCCAGGUACCGGUGAAAGCUGAGUUGUUAUUAAUUUUCUCUCCUGAUUUAACAGGUGACACAUUAGCUCAUCUCCCUCGCAUCGUGGCUGCCAAUGCCCCCUGCUGUUCAUUGUGGCAAGCUGGAUGCAGUUUGUCCUUGUUUUCGAGCCCAUGAAUCUUGCAUGCAGAGGAUAUUUUGAUCCAUGACGCUGCAUAUUCCGCAGGCAGCUGUGUUCCAUCCCACCAAAUACAGUCAUCUGUUUCUCUGCCCAUGCUGAUGGAGGAAAGUCUUUGGCAUCUCAUUAUUAAUUGAAUUAAGGGAGGUAUUUCUGGAGCAAGAUAAGUACAUCGAUGCUCACACUCGGACACCACCUCCCGCCUCCUAGUGUAAAUGCAAACCAGCCUGGACAGAGACGCUUUGGCUCAGCUAAAGCUAUAAAAUGUUACAUUGUCCUUCCAUGAUAGAAUUGACAAUAAGUGACUGGUUUUCUAAUAGACUAUUUUUAGACCUGCAAGAUGGACCAGGAGCAGCUUUGUGGUUAUUAUGACCACAGUUGGGAACCAAUUUGAUCUGUCAAAGGUGCAAUUCCCUAAACAUCGCUGUGUUUUUUAAUCAAAGCCUGUCACUCUGGUGCUAACACCUCACCUAAUGUAGGCUUUUUCUGGCAGGGCAAAGGACUGAUGACAGUAGUACAGUAAAAAAACCUGCAUAUUUGGGGGACAUUAUAUAAAGCUACUGUAAAAUCACACAUUCUUAUUGAAGUAUUAGCACAUCCAGUUCAAUCAUGCCAGUACACCUACCCUUUUCCACUGAUCCUUAAUUCUGUAUUGGUAUGCAGGAUUGACCUUGGUGCUAAUGAGCUGCUCGUGAUACAGGAUAGCUGAUAGGCCUUAGGUCAAACUAGACAUCAGAAAAGGAAACAAGGCCAUACUGAGCUGCUCUUACACUGUACAUAGUCCCAUGCAGUUUGUAUAAUAUUCUACUUUAAGACAGUAUUUUCUUGGUGAAAAACCAUCAUCUUCCAGUAAUAGCAAUGGCUUCUCAUUAGUUUGUAAAGUCAGAUUCUUUACAGUUUUGACAGUCAUUACACAUUUAAAGUACAAUCAUAACACUGUUUUAAAUAACCCCCAGAUGCUUAUAAUUCACUGUUGUGCACAUGAUGAUGACUCCCCUUAAAGCAUAAUCUUACCAGUAUGUUAGUAUGACCUCAAAUUUUUUUCUUGGAACUAAGAUCUCAGAAGUGUACUUUCUCAGAGUAACGAAAAAAUAUGAAGUCAAUGAAUUAAAACUAUCAUUAUUAGAUGGUAAGAAAAUGCACCGUCCAAAAAUAUUUCUUUCAUUGCAAAAAUGCCAGGUACAGUUACCAGCAGUUUGGGUACACUCUGCUCUCCAAAAUCGGAUGAAGUGAUUACAGCAUUCAGAACUGAACAAAUGGAGGGUUAGAGGAGAGAAACAAGAGGGGUCGUGGGCGUGUGAAGAUGGAAAAGAGUACUGGGUCAUUAGUCUUUGAUGUUUUUCUCCCUCUGAUGUGACCCAUGACUAAUUCUCAACCAUUUUUUUCAUAAAAUAUGUGUGCAGGACUUUAUUUUCCAUAAUGACAUACAUCUAUCAAUGCAUUAUUUUGUUCAUGUCUGCUAGUAAUACUAAUAAUAAUUAUGUCUUCCUCACCACAUUACUAUCCCAAUCCCCAUGGCUUCUGCAUGCAAUGCAUUAUUUCCAAGGUUGACUAUAGUGUGCAAAAGAAUCCCUUGCUAAUCCAGGCCUCAGCGUAUACCUCAACCGCCCCAUCCACCCGGAAAAUCAUGCCUCCGGCUCACGUGCAUGAAUCUAGCGCCAGGAAUUAUAUGUAAAAGUGGUUGGCUUGUUGCUAUAGCUAAUUUAACUAUAUUCUUAUCUUUUAUGUCAAUGGAAAAUAUCACUGAAACAAUGUUAUUUUCUCUUUGUCUGUAGGGUCACGGCUAGAAGCUAUUUUAACAUUGAAUAGGGAAUUAUGAGGGACUAUUGGGAUGGUGUAUCGCGUCCCAUGGGACAUAUUAGAUUGUGAUGUCUCAAAGGAGGUGAGAGGGAAAAAAACCUUCCUUGGGAAAAGAUAAAGGAAUGAGGAAUUUAUGUUCAAAACUGUGAUAUCAUCUGGUUUUUGUUUACUUUGGUGCAGUUUAAUUUGCUCUAAUAAAUAUUAAUAAAAAGGAUUAAUCCAAUUUGUUUAAAUGACAACUUUUCUUAGAACUACCCUUUUGUGUGAACCCUCUAAUUCUCAAGAGAGUAAGAAAAUAACCAGUCACUUUUACAAGACCAGGAAGUAAGACAUCUGGAGGGGACAACUGCAUGAGAACCAGAAUAGGAUGAAAAUAAGGAGGACGAAUUAACAAAGACAUAAAUAGCUUUUUUACUAUCCCUUUAGCCAUGAGUAUGAAUAAUUUCUUCAACAAAACUCCACAGUGGUUUUUCUUCAUUCGAUAAUUUAUUUUGGUUUUUAUCUGGCCAUUCACUUUACUUACCGUCAAUGCUUUUUCUCAGACCACCUAGUUCUGUCAAGUGAAGUGGCUUUGCUUUGCUCAGAGAUAUUCCUAAUCACAAUAUCACUUCUUUACUAGGAACUCCCCAAGAAAGACUUUAGCAUUGUGGAUAAAAAGUCAGUAAUAACUACCACAACUGAUAUAUUAUUGUUUUAUUUUUGCAGAUUUCCAGGAAUAAGGUUGGUGAAACCUGUCUUCAAUGCCAUACGAUACAUUAUGAACAUGCUGGGACUGACACAGUAUGAAGAGAUGAUUCUGAAACAAGAUGGGUGAAGCUGUGGGCUUCAGCUUUUGGUGGGGAGAUGAAGUCCAUAUCAGCAAAGUACUCCGGCUCCCAGCUGCUGCAGAAGAAAUACAAGGAGUUUGAGCGGGCGGUGCGGGUGGAGGAGAUUGAUGGGCUGCGUCUGGUGAAGAGGCUGGCCGACGACAUGGAGGAGAUGUUUCACAAGAAAGCCGAGGCAAUGAAGAGACUGGUAGAGGCAGCAGAGGAAGCCCACCUACAGCAUGAGGAGGAUCCAGACCUACAGUAUGAAUACUUCAAUGCGGUGUUGAUCAAUGAGGUUGACGAGGAGGGGAACAGCGUUGAGCUUGGAGGAGAAUUCCUCCUGCAACCCAAUGACCACUUCAACAACCUGUCAGUCAACCUCAGUCUCAGCACGGUCCAGGUGCCCACCAACAUGUACAACAAAGACUCUGCAAUCGUCAACGGGGUGUUCUGGUCUGAGGCCUUGAAUAAAGUGUUUGUUGAUAACUUUGAGAGAGACCCAUCACUCAUAUGGCAGUACUUUGGCAGUGCAAAAGGCUUUUUCAGGCAGUACCCAGGGAUCAAGUGGAAGCCGGAUGAACACGGGGUCAUAGCUUUUGACUGUCGAAACCGGAAGUGGUACAUCCAGGCUGCCACGUCUCCAAAGGAUGUUGUAAUCCUGGUGGAUGUCAGUGGCAGCAUGAAAGGACUUCGGCUGACCAUCGCCAGGCAGACAGUCUCCUCCAUACUGGACACUCUUGGAGAUGACGACUUUUUUAACAUCAUUGCUUACAAUGAGGAGCUGCAUUAUGUGGAGCCGUGUCUAAAUGGAACAUUGGUCCAAGCAGAUGUUCCCAACAAAGAUCAUUUCCGGGAACACCUCGACAAGCUGUUUGCGCAAGGCAUUGGUAUGUUAGACAUAGCCCUGACUGAGGCCUUCAAUCUCCUUGGUGACUUCAACGAGACUGGAAGGGGGAGUGAGUGUAGCCAGGCCAUUAUGUUGGUGACGGAUGGGGCAGUGGACACAUAUGAUGCCAUCUUUGCCAAGUACAACUGGCCAGACAGAAAGGUCCGCAUAUUCCCAUACCUGAUUGGUCGAGAGUCAGCCUUCGCAGAUAAUCUGAAAUGGAUGGCCUGUGCUAACAAAGGCUACUUCACUCAGAUUUCAACAUUGGCAGACGUACAAGAGAAUGUGAUGGAGUAUCUCCAUGUGCUGAGUCGGCCCAAGGUGAUCGACCGGGAACACGACACGGUGUGGACUGAGGCUUACAUCGACAACACUAUGGACGAUGGUAAAGGUCCGGUUCUGAUGACCACGGUGGCAAUGCCAGUGUUCAGUACCAAGAACGAGACUAGAAACCGAGGCAUCCUGCUCGGGGUGGUUGGGACGGACGUGCCUGUGUCUGAGCUGCUCAAGACCAUCCCAAAAUACAAGCUGGGCAUCCAUGGCUACGCCUUUGCAAUCACCAACAACGGCUACAUCCUCACACAUCCAGAUCUGCGACCACUCUAUGGAGAUGGCAAGAAGCGCAAGAAGCCAAACUACAGCAGUGUGGAUCUGUUUGAGGUGGAAUGGGAGGAUAAGGAUGACACGCUGAGAAAUGCCAUGGUCAACAGGAAGACAGGGACCUUCUCCAUGGAGGUGAAGAAGAGUGUUGACAAAGGGAAACGUGUACUGGUGUUGCAUAAUGAUUACUAUUACACAGACAUCAAAGGGACUCCUUUCAGUCUAGGGGUAGCCCUCUCCAGAGGCCAUGGGAAGUUUUUCUUCAGAGGGAAUGUCACAGUGGAGGAAGGACUUCAUGACUUGGAGCAUCCUGAUGUAGCGCUGGCAGAUGAAUGGACAUACUGCAAUACAGAUGAGCACCCAGAGCACCGAUACCUGUCCCAGAUAGAGGCAAUCAAACUCUACCUCAGUGGACAUGAACCCCACCUACAAUGUGACAAGGAGCUGAUCCAGGAGGUUCUCUUUGACGCCGUGGUGACUGCCCCUCUGGAGGCCUACUGGACCAGCCUCGUGCUCAACAAGUCGGAGAACUCAGAUAAAGGUGUAGAGAUUGCCUACCUGGGCUCAAGAACAGGCCUGUCGAGAAUCAACCUCUUUGUGGUGCCCGACGAGCUUACAAACCAAGACUUCCUGACAGCUGAAGACAAAGAGGGGGUGUUCAACGCCGAUCACUUUCCCCUGUGGUACAAGAGAGCAGCAGAACAAGUUCCUGGGACCUUCGUCUACUCCCUACCCUUCAACUCAGGAUCAGAAAACAAGAGUGUUGUAUUGGCCAGCACUGCCAUUCAGCUUCUGGAUGAGAGGAAAUCACCCAUAGCUGCGGCUGUUGGCAUCCAAAUGAAACUGGAGUUCUUCCAGAAGAAAUUCUGGACUGCCAGCCGACAGUGUGCAGCAUUAGAUGGGAAAUGCUCCAUAAGCUGUGAUGACGAGAACAUUAACUGCUACCUCAUUGACAACAACGGCUUUGUUUUGGUGGCAGAGGACUAUACUCUGACAGGGAAAUUCUUUGGAGAAGCAGAAGGGGCUGUAAUGAGUAAGCUUCUGCAGAUGGGCUCUUUUAAAAGGGUGACUCUGUAUGACUACCAGGCUCUAUGUUGGGUUUUUUCAGAGAGCAGUGACAGUGGACACACACUGUUAGAUCCGUACUUUGCUUUCUUCUCAGCUGUAAAGUGGAUCCUAACUGAGCUUGUCAUAUUCCUGGUGGAGUUUAACUUGUACAGCUGGUGGCACUCUGACCUCACAGCUAAAGCUCAGAGGAUGGGUCGGAGCAUGCAGGUACCAUGUGACACAGAGUACCCGGCCUUCAUCUCUGAGAGAACCAUCAAAGAGAACACAGGGAACGUUGACUGUGAUGGCUGCAUCAAGUCCUUUGUGAUCCAGCAGAUCCCCAGCAGUAAUCUCUUCAUGGUGGUGGUGGACAACAAGUGUGACUGCUCCAUGUUUGAGCCAAUCACCAUGGAUCCCAUCGAAAUCAUGUAUAAUGAAUCUCUCAAGUGCGAGAGGUUGAAGAUGCAAAAGGACAGGAGGCGCCCUGAUACCUGUCACCCUUUCCACCCAGAGGAGAACUCGAUGGAGUGUGGAGGAGCUGCCGGGCUUACCCCGUCGUUUGCGGCAACACUUCUCUGCGUCCUGCUGGCACUGUUCCCUAGGUGACCAGAGCUUGCCAUGCCUCUCCAUCCAGAACUUGAUUUGGAUCGGCUUGGCUCGGCAUGCAAAAGAAUUGCAACGAUGCCACAGAACACUCCUGCCCCUAAUAAAACAAUGCCCUCUUCCAACUCACCCACUACAAAGCCCCUACCCCUGAGGUACAGUGCCACCUAUUUGAAAGGAUUGAAAAUGGAUAGCUAUUAAAGCUGCUAAGUAGUGAUAAUUAUGGUGCUUUAGCAAAAUCACAUGAGCUGCACGAAAGGUUUUGGGCAGAGAUACAACGUUUUGAAAAAAGUAAUAAUGCUAAGAAUGCACAUAGUAGCUUACAACUGCACAAGUGGUCCAAUAAAUCCCACUGACACUCACACCACUAUGUUCAGUCCUUUUAGGUAGCUGCCGAGGGUCUGUAGAUGGGCUUGGAACUGGGCAUUAGAGCCACCUAACACCCAUGAGGAGAAAGACAGGUGCACCUUCCCCCGGCCCACUCUGACUUUUCAUGGACAAUAGUGAUGAAUAAAAAAAGAAUAAUACUGAAGAUGAAGAAGAUUAUAUGUGGCUGGGGUUAUAAUGAAAUGUUUGUCUAAUGUUCUUUUUCAUGAUGACAAAAAAAAGUUCUAGUCUAUAUAUGAAGAAAAAAAGAGUUUUAUUUAUUAUUUGCAAGUGGUACCCAUAAACUGUGACUAUGAGAUUUUGAGUCCUCUGAUGUGAGUGGUUGUUAAUAUUUGAGCUUUGCCUUACUGAAUGACAUUGGUCCUGUUUGUGUACUUUUGAAAUAAAAUGAUGUUUAAAAAGUA
This is a messenger RNA of Eleginops maclovinus (Patagonian blennie), 7849 nucleotides long. It is a transcript of the gene cacna2d3a, whose product is annotated as calcium channel, voltage-dependent, alpha 2/delta subunit 3a. The transcript is spliced from 37 exons. Lineage: Eukaryota; Metazoa; Chordata; Actinopteri; Perciformes; Eleginopidae. Gene Ontology annotation, molecular function: voltage-gated calcium channel activity. The record is from RefSeq and is a predicted model, not a curated record. Bases 3960 to 7061 code for a protein of 1033 amino acids. Gene Ontology annotation, cellular component: voltage-gated calcium channel complex.